GGACAGAGGGUGUGGGUUGCUUCCCUUUUUCACCUCUCUCUCUCUUUCUCUCUCUUGCUAUACCUAGUGUCUGUCUUUCUCUUGACUUCCGCCCUGAAGCUACAGGAGCCGUGGAUUUGCAGAAGCCCAGAAGGCGACAGACCCCAGAUUCGAGCUCGACUCUUCUGUCCGCCUUGUGCCAGUCAGAGGAGAUGGUCUUGGUGCCCUGGUAGCCAUAAAGGAGCACUCGGACAUGACUCAGGAGAACUUUAAUGAGCUUCUGCACAGGCUAAAGGUUCUUCAUGAGAGAGAGCUUGAAGGAUGGCAGGAAAAAGUGUUGGAGCUGACCAAUCAGAAAUGCUGCAGCGAUACAAAGAGGAUGGAAGAACUGUUCAACAAGAACCAGCAGUUACGAGAGCAACAGCGGGUCCUAACUGAAAACAUUAAACAACUAGAGAAUAGACUGCGUGCAGGUCUGUGUGACCGGUGCACAGUCACACAGGAUGUAGCCAAGCGGAAGCAGCAGGAGUACGAGAGCUCUCAAAUUCAGAGCCUCCAACAUAUCACUGUCCUCGCAAGUGAAAUGAAUGCAUUAAGAAAGGAGAACAAGAGGCUGCAGGAAGAAGUGAAGGCCCUGCGAGGCACGAUCAAGGGCCAGAACGGUCACAGCUCCCAGAGUCCCGCCGCAGAGGUUCUUCAUGAGAGGCUCCCAGAGUCACCGGAUCCUGCCACAACAUCGAUGAAGUGCUGCAAGCAGUCUCCCCCGAGCAGCUGCAGAUCUGGGCUGCCCACUGCAAAGAGCAGUGCCGACUGUCACAGUUCCCUCACUGCUGAGGAAAAGCUCCCAGGAUACAGACUUCCACAAAACUGGAAUAUGCAAGACACUUACGAUGUUUCCUCCAAGGUCCUGGCUAACAGUUCUCCCAUCUCCCCAGGAAGAAGGGCUGAGACAAUUACUUCCCGGAGCAAUUUAGCAGAGCGGAAGAGAUCGCACAGCACAGAAGCUGUGGAAUCCCUCCAUUCACCCACCUCCCCUCUGCUCAUCCUUAAGCGUCUCCACCUGCCCGCUGCUUCCCCCUCGUCUUCCCCACUUUCUCCUUCCCCAGCCUGGGACGAGAAGCCUGCCAUGUAUCCUUCACCAGGUCCGGUGCUUUAUCGGCCAAGACCCAUCAAGAAAACCCGCAUCUCACUCCCAUGGCUCCACACAGAUCACCAUGAAUGGGCAGCCCUGGCUCCCCGGACAACUUUCCUGGACAACAACAGGAAGGCUGUGGAGAAAGAGUGGCCCCUGACAGAGGGCUCAGAAAACAGCCAUCAGUUUAAGAGAAGGGCUCCUGGGCUGGUUCCUGGAUAUACUGUGCCCCACAGAGAAGUCAUAUUCACUGAGGAGUGGAAAGACAGAGGAAGAAACAGUAAAGUGGCUUCUCCGCCGAUGAAGGGUGGUACAGGGCAGGCAGCAAGGAGCUCAGAGGACAGUUUGGCAGAUGUUGCUGGGGAUACGCCCCUUGACCUCUCUGAUCCUGGGCGAUUUAAGCCUGUCAAUGAGCCAAAAAGCUUCAAAUCCAGUCCUGCUCCCAAAGUGGAAGACCCCGGAGCACCAGAGGGAAACAACAAAGGUGCACAAAUAAAAACGCCCCCACACACUCAGGCAUCACCAAAUACAGCUCCUUCUUCUGCAGCUACUGCUACCCCCCCUCAGUCAGGCCCGUCUGUCCCCACCAGCCCCGAGCCAGGACAAGGGCAGAAUGCCAGUGGACAGAACCCACAGAAGCAAGAUGAGGUCUCCAUAAAAGAAGAAGAAGACCUGGAUUUACAGCUAUUGACAAAUGCUGAAAAAAAGAAAGUUCCUGUCCUCACUAUCUCCCUCCGUCCAGUUGUAGUUCUGGAGGCACUGAAACAUGGACUGGAGACUCGGGAAUCAUGUCAUUCGAAAAUAACGAUGGCUGUUAGCAAAGAACAAAACCAAGAGGAAGUGCCAGUGGGAGAUCCCACCUCUACUGCGACAGCUCAGAAUGGCCAGGGGAAGCGGAGAGGGCAGGCUGCAGGGAGGGAUGCCCUAAAAGAACAGAGAUCCAAGACGCCCAUCUCUCAAGGCACUAUGGACACCGUGUGACACUGUGUGACACUGCGCUCAGCACAGGAAGAAACCUGCAUAAACACAGUGAAAACACACACAGAGCCAGAGAUGCGGUUUAAACCCCUAACUUUCAGGAGGUAGAAUCUUUCAUCUUAAACAGUGGUCACAUGACUCUAUCUCGAACCAAUGGAUACUGCUGGGUGGACUGCAGCUGAAUCUCCAACAGGCAAAUGAACAAAGAGCAGAAUGUUGAGCUGAUAUGAAUACAGGUGGAUGCUACACCUGUUUUGGAACCUAUGGAUUUCCAGGUUAAUUAAUUGAAAAUUAAUUAAAUAAACACACCUCUCCUAAAGCCUCUAGCCACAAAGAUCUGUAGAUUAACCUUUGCUGAAGCUUAGGUAAUGCUGACAAGAAGAGCAUUGCCCUUUCCUCAUAUAAGCAAGUGUGAAAAUAUCUUUUUCUUCCUCCGUUACUAUUUUUACUUUAAAGUUUUGUUAUUUCUGAAAUCAAUGUAAUUUCCCAAAGAUUAUUUUUUGUCAGUAAAAUGCACUGCCUGUAAUAUAAUAAAAAAAAUAUCAGA
This is a messenger RNA of Paramormyrops kingsleyae, 2636 nucleotides long. RefSeq names its product retinoblastoma binding protein 8-like (gene rbbp8nl). The record is from RefSeq and is a predicted model, not a curated record. Gene Ontology annotation, biological process: DNA double-strand break processing involved in repair via single-strand annealing. Lineage: Eukaryota; Metazoa; Chordata; Actinopteri; Osteoglossiformes; Mormyridae. Gene Ontology annotation, molecular function: damaged DNA binding.